Messenger RNA from Acanthosepion pharaonis, 1557 nucleotides. The record is from the annotation of a GenBank genome assembly. NCBI's taxonomy places the organism in Eukaryota, Metazoa, Mollusca, Cephalopoda, Sepiida, Sepiidae.
AUGAUUAUUUAUCUCUCUCUCUUUAUCUAUCUGAGACAACACAUCUAUCUAUCUAUUUAUCUAUCUAUCUAUCUCGCCAUAUUUAGGAGUCUUUCCUUCUUUCUUUUUCCUUUCUUUCAUUUGUUGUUUCUUUCUUUCUUUCUUUCUUUCUUUCUUCCGCCAUUUUUUCCUAUAUAUUUUCAUCUUAAACAAUUAUCUCUUUCUUUUGUUUUUUCUUUCCUUUUUUCUUUACAACCCCUAUCUUUCUUUCUUUCUCUCUUUCUUUCUUCGCCUCCUUUUCGUUUCUUCUCUCUUUCUUUCUUCGCCUCCUUUUCGUUUGUGCUUCAGUCUUUCCUUCUUUCUUUUUCCUUUCUUUCAUUUGUUGUUUCUUUCUUUCUUUCUUUCUUCAGCCAUUUUUUCCUAUAUAUUUUAAUCUUAAACAAUUAUCUCUUUCUUUUGUUUUUUCUUUUCCUUUUUUUUCUUUUACAACACCUUUUUUUUUUUCUUUCUUUCUCUCUUUCUUUCUUCGCCUCCUUUUCGUUUGUGCUUCAGUCUUUCCUUCUUUCUUUUUCCUUUCUUUCAUUUGUUGUUUCUUUCUUUCUUUCUUUCUUCAGCCAUUUUUUCCUAUAUAUUUUAAUCUUAAACAAUUAUCUCUUUCUUUUGUUUUUUCUUUCCUUUUUUCUUUACAACACCUUUCUUUCUUUCUUUCUUUCUCUCUUUCUUUCUUCGCCUCCUUUUCGUUUGUGCUUCAGUCUUUCCUUCUUUCUUUUUCCUUUCUUUCAUUUGUUGUUUAUUUCUUUCUUUCUUUCUUUCUUCCGCCAUUUUUUCCUUUAUAUUUUCAUCUUAAACAAUUAUCUCUUUCUUUUGUUUUUUCUUUCCUUUUUUCUUUACAACCCCUAUCUUUCUUUCUUUCUCUCUUUCUUUCUUCGCCUCCUUUUCGUUUGUGCUUCAGUCUUUCCUUCUUUCUUUCUUCUUUCAUUUCAUGCUGUUAAUUAUGUCUUUUCCUUUUCUUCUUUAGCUUCUCUCUUUCUUUCUUCGCCUCCUUUUCGUUUGUGCUUCAGUCUUUCCUUCUUUCUUUUUCCUUUCUUUCAUUUGUUGUUUCUUUCUUUCUUUCUUCCGCCAUUUUUUCCUAUAUAUUUUAAUCUUAAACAAUUAUCUCUUUCUUUUGUUUUUUCUUUCCUUUUUUCUUUACAACACCUUUCUUUCUUUCUUUCUUUCUCUCUUUCUUUCUUCGCCUCCUUUUCGUUUGUGCUUCAGUCUUUCCUUCUUUCUUUUUCCUUUCUUUCAUUUGUUGUUUAUUUCUUUCUUUCUUUCUUCCGCCAUUUUUUCCUAUAUAUUUUCAUCUUAAACAAUUAUCUCUUUCUUUUGUUUUUUCUUUCCUUUUUUCUUUACAACCCCUAUCUUUCUUUCUUUCUCUCUUUCUUUCUUCGCCUCCUUUUCCUUCUCUCUUUCUUUCUUCGACUCCUUUUCGUUUGUGCUUCAGUCUUUCCUUCUUUCUUUUUCCUUUCUUUCAUUUGUUGUUUCUUUUCUUUCUUUCUUUCUUUUCUUUCUUCCGCCAUUUUUUCCUAUAUAUUUUAA